Messenger RNA from Betta splendens (Siamese fighting fish), 2434 nucleotides. RefSeq names its product family with sequence similarity 114 member A1 (gene fam114a1). The coding region runs from base 162 to 1922 and encodes 586 amino acids. NCBI's taxonomy places the organism in Eukaryota, Metazoa, Chordata, Actinopteri, Anabantiformes, Osphronemidae. The record is from RefSeq and is a predicted model, not a curated record. The transcript is spliced from 13 exons.
GGAGUUCCAAUAAAUGAUCAACCGCACGUACGACCGGGCUAAUUCGAGCUGUGAGGCAGGGAGUCAUCUUGUUUGUUGUGGUUCUUUGGUGCAGUCACACGCCGGCCUGCCGACGUGGCGGGGCGGAAGACGAGCCGCUGGCUGGCACCGAACGGAUCACCAUGUCUCACGCCGCCCCACGGGACUCGGACCCCUCUGCAGACGGCACCGCUCCAUCUCCUGACGCCGACUCCUGUCCGGAGGCCGCAGCCGCCCUCACGCCCCCUGUGGCUCCUCACCAACCUUCUCCGACGCCGGAGGGCUCCAGCCUCCUGCCCUCCGGCAAGGACGCGGGCGCUGAGGACGCCGCUGCCGCCACGGACGCUUCGGAGGAGGCGACAGACCACCCCGCCGCCGCCGCCGAGGCUCCGCCCACGGAGUGCGACCAAGCCGUGAGUCUGGAGCAGGACGCGGAGGCUGCGGUGGAGGACGGGGAGAGGUCGGAUGCGGGGAGAGAAAAAGGCUGGGGAGGCUGGAGUUCGUGGGGAAAAUCUCUUUUGAGCAGCGCCACCUCCACAGUGGGUCAGAGUCUGACCUCGGUGAAGGCGAAGGCAGGAGAAGCUCUGCGCCUCCACAGGACCUCGGUGGGAGAGGAGGCACAGGAGGAGGAGGAGGAGGAGGGAGCCGAGGAGACGGCCGAGGGAGGAGGUGGAGAGGCCCAUGUGUCCAGCAGCACAGAGCCUCCGUCUCCGAGUGCUGCAGCAGAGAGACGGGGCGUCUUUUCUACGAUCACACAUGCUGGUAAGUCAGUGAUCAGUGGAGGUCUGGAUGCCUUGGAGUUCAUUGGAAAGAAGACCAUGACUGUUCUUGCGGAGAGUGACCCAGGUUUCAAAAAGACCAAGACCCUCAUGCAGAAGACUGCAUCACUGAGUCAGAUGUUGAAGGAGGCCAAGGAGAGGGAGCGGGCGCGUCUGAGCAGCCAGCCCAUCGCCGCUCCCACGGCGCACUACGGCAUCCUGUUCGAUGACUACCAGGGCUUGUCUCACCUCGAGGCGCUGGAGAUCCUGUCCAACGAGAGCGAAAUCAAGGUCCAAGCGUUCCUGUCUUCCCUGACAGAGGAGCAGCAGGAGGAGGUGAAGAAGGAGCUGAUUUUCAUCAAGGGCAUCUUCAUCGGGCGGGAGCAGGAGGAGGAGGCGGACGAGGAUGAGGACGAGGAAGGAGGACAGACGAAGGAUAACGGUGAUCUAAGUUCCCAAUUACAGUGUUCUACCCCCCUGUCUGCCUGUGGUGAGGAGUUUGUGAGCGUUCUCACCGAGCUGCUCUUCGAGCUUCAUGUCGCUGCCACGCCAGACAAACUCAACAAGGCUCGGAUGAGGGCCCAUGAUUGGGUGAGCGAGGUGGAACGGCCCGUCACUGUGGAGACAGUUGGCAAGGCAACGCAGGACCACCCGGGAGGAGACGCCUCGCCCGAGGAGGAGAAGGAGGACGAUGGAGACGAGCCGGGGCAGGAGGCGAAGAAGGAGGAAGAGGCUGGUCCUAGAUCAGUAGAGUCCGUCUACCUGUCGUCGGUCGGCAGCCUGGCCGAAGUCACGGCCCGCAGUAUCGAGCAGCUCCACAAGGUGGCGGAGCUCAUCCUCCACGGGCAGGACCUGGAGAAACCCGCCAGAGACCAGGCUCACAUCCUCAUGAGGUUGACGUCUGCCAUGUGUAAGGAGGUGCACUGUUUGGCCAAGAAGUUCUCUGACACUCUGCUGCUGGUUGGGGGCCAAAGAAAAGCAGAGGAGUUAAAUCCACUGGUGGACAAUGUGCUGCUAGAGGGCUCCAACAGUACAAACUACAUCCAGAACGCGCUCCAGCUGCUGCUGCCCGUGCUGCAGAUCUCCCACAUCCAGAACCAGCGGUGCCGACCCGUCGCCGGCCCCGCGGCUCAGACGGAGCACUAACGCUGCUCACCCGCUUUGCCUCGAUCAGUCUAUCUCUGUACGGUGAAGUACGGAGAACGGCCAGUGGCGUUAACGUGCAAAAUAUGAAGAUAACAUUUGAACUAACGUGUGUAGGAUGAACCUCGUGCAGGUUGUCUGCGCUGUUGAUGUCUAGCUUUGAAGAACUCAAUGGUGUUCGGAGCGGAUUCAAGCUGAGCUGUGACUCGUGCCGUCAAAAGCCCGACCAAAGACGACGACUGACUGUUGUACAGACUCAUUAAUGUAAAUUAGACCUCCUUUGCACUCGUUCAGACUGAAUGAAUGAAUUUUAAAUAACACUAAUGACAGUUUUGUUUUGCCUAAAUGUACUAAUCUAUUUGGAGAUAAAGUAUAAUAUGAUAUGAUAUAUUUAAAACAUACAAAGCAACACAUUUCACACUUUUACAGUUUAUUUUGAAAGAUAGAUUCAUGAACAUAUUGAAUAAUGUCCGUUCUCUUUGUCACGUACGUAUAAAGUUGUGCUGUAGGUUAAA